Molecule: messenger RNA, 1565 nt
Organism: Mizuhopecten yessoensis (Yesso scallop)
Lineage: Eukaryota; Metazoa; Mollusca; Bivalvia; Pectinida; Pectinidae
Product: serine/threonine-protein kinase ULK3-like
Exons: 15
Coding region: 27-1460 (477 amino acids)
Biological process (GO): peptidyl-serine phosphorylation; protein autophosphorylation; autophagy
Cellular component (GO): cytoplasm; autophagosome
Molecular function (GO): protein serine/threonine kinase activity; ATP binding
Source: RefSeq, a predicted model, not a curated record
UCAAAACGAAAAUAACAACAUGGAGAAUGGCUCGACCGAUGUCAGCUUCAAUCAUUUCUCAACCGAAACUAGACGGAUACGUCUUUACUGAGAAGCUUGGCAGUGGUUCCUAUGCUACGGUGUAUAAAGCUUACAAAAAGCAUGGUACCAGAGAAGUUGUCGCAGUCAAGUGUGUUUUGAGAUCAUCUUUAAAUAAAGCCUCAUCAGAGAAUUUACUACGAGAAAUAGAACUAUUGAAAAAAUUGAAGCAUGACAACAUCGUGGAACUCAAAGAUUUUCGGUGGGAUGAUAAGUGUAUCUACCUCAUCAUGGAGUACUACAGUGGGGGAGACCUGUCCCACUUUAUACGCUCCAAAAGGGCCCUGCCUGAAUACAUAGUCAAACGUUUCCUCCAGCAAAUUGUCAAAGCUAUGAGGUACUUGAGGGAACACAAUGUGGCCCAUAUGGACCUCAAACCACAGAAUAUUCUCAUGUCUUCACCUGCAAAUCCAUAUCUCAGAAUUGCAGAUUUUGGUUUUGCUAAGCACAUGUUCCAUGGUGAUGAACUGCACGCAAUGAGGGGGUCGCCUUUGUAUAUGGCUCCAGAGAUCAUCUGUAAAGGAAUAUAUGAUGCUCGUGUCGACAUCUGGUCUAUAGGGGUCAUUCUUUAUGAAUGUUUAUUUGGGCGGGCACCUUUUGCUUCUAAAAACCUGAAGGAACUUCAGGAGAAGAUUUGGGAUUCAAAACCAGUGGAGCUUCCUUAUGGUGUGACAGUGUCCGACCCUUGUAGGGAUCUUCUUCUUCGGAUGCUGAAGAGAGAUCCAGAAAAGAGAAUAAGCUUUGACGAAUUCUUCAAUCAUCCAUUUGUUGAUCUUGACCACAUGCCUUCAAAUGAAUCCUUAGAUAAAGCUGUAGCCAUCGUGCGGGAUGCUGUACUUUCCGACCAGAAAGGGGAUUAUGCUUCAGCAGUAAAACACUACUGUGAUUCUCUCUCUCACUUCAUUUCUGCCAUCCACCAUGAGAAAAAUAAGGAAAAGAAAGAAGUACUGAGGAAAAAGGUUAAAGAAUACAUGGACAGAGCUGAAGAAUUGAAGACAAUGAUGAAGCCAAAAAAGAAUGAAGUUCUGAAAAGAUCUAGUUCUACUGACCCACUGCAGCAGCUCUUGGAGAUGUAUGAAAGUAAUGAUGAAGUGACUGCAGCAUUAAAAGUAAUUAAAGGAGCAGAGAUAGAGCAUGCAUCCGAAGAUUAUGAAUCUGCACUUGGUCACUAUGAACUAGGCUUGAGAACUGUGAUUCAUGCUCUGAAAGAAGAAUCAAAGGGAAAAAGAAAAGACUUAUUAGGAAAACAGACUCAUCUAUGGAUGGAAGAAGCCGAGAAGAUCCAAACAUUCCUGUCCAUUCGACAACUCAAUACAGCAGACACAUCUACACAGGAGGAAGAGGCGGACAAUAAAUACCAGGGACAAUGUUCAAUUCAGUGAUAACCUGCCACCUGAUCUUGAUUGGUCAGGAAGUGAAAGUGUAUUAUCACUGUAGUAUAUACGUACUGUGGUGUGAUGGAAGGGAUAUUGUGUAAGAUAAACUUG